This is a messenger RNA of Oncorhynchus keta (chum salmon), 3507 nucleotides long. Its product is annotated as protein FAM104A-like. Lineage: Eukaryota; Metazoa; Chordata; Actinopteri; Salmoniformes; Salmonidae. The record is from RefSeq and is a predicted model, not a curated record. Bases 854 to 1246 code for a protein of 130 amino acids. The transcript is spliced from 3 exons.
UGUGUACUGCGCAGUCGCGGUGUCAUGUAAACAGCAGAGGUUCGUGAGCUAGCUAACCAGCUAAAUAGAUGUUACGGCGUUGAUACCGGCGAUAUUGUUCAAAUGUAGCUUUCAAUCAAUAUAUUUGUCUUUCUUCACCACACAUCGCAUUGUCUAGCAGGAUAAUCUGACCUGUGAGACCCUUAUCUACACCGAGGAUACCUCCUUUUGUUGUUUUGAUCAGUGAUUCGAGAAGGCUAACGUUACUGUAGCUAGCAAGUUAACGUUAGACAGCAUAGUUUGAGUCCUUGCAACGUUGAGCUUCAAAGCUCGAAUGUAAGGGCGGGUUUCUUUCUCUUACAUUGUUUACAUGUUAGCUAACUUUAGAUAGCUAUCAACCUAACGUGACCUAAUUGCUAGCUUAGUUAUAGUCUGUCAACUAUCGUUUUGCUAGCCAUGAUUUGACUUCGAAAACAGCAGGUAUACCAUUAUGAUAUUAUUGAGUUGGUGCUUUGACUGUUUGGCCGUUUCUAGCUAAACAGCUUAGCUGGUAAUAAAGUAGUUCAAAUGUCAUGUUUGGGUGAGGUUGCCAAGUGUCUGUCCCUUUGUUAGUUAGCUAUAUAUUCGACACGCUGGUUUCAUGGCACUUAAAAUACCAACAUAAUGUAUUUUAGCAGGCUUGUAACAACUGUGUGGGACACUCGCUAGAUCGCUAAUUAAUUAGCUUGCUGGGCCGUAAACGUAAUCAAACUGUGAGGAGCCUAGGCCGAAAACAGGGACUGUGAAAAACAACUCGUCACUGCAGCCUAACGUUAUAUUGCCCACGACACGUAACCAGCUGCAAGGCCUGUCAUUAGGACAAUACAAUCAAUACAUGUUAACUGAAAACAGGAAACGCCAGCGGAAUGGUGGGGAAGAGGAGAAUGGCCAGCUGGUGCCUAAGGCCAAAAGGUUGAGCAGAGGAGCUAAUCCCCUCUCUCCUGAGCUGGGCCUGGAUGCCUGGGACUCGGAGUUGUCCAACAGUGAGAGCAGAGGGAUUAGCAGUCCAGACCAUGCGGUGGGGAGCAGCAGCAGUAGCCAGUGUGCUGUGGACAGCCUCAGUGGGGCCCAACCCUACGCCCCUGGCCCAUGUAGUCCCCUCAGCUCGGCUCUCUCCUCAGAGCUAGCUGACCCCACUAACCUGGUCUCGUACCAUCAAAUCAACCGCAUCCUACGAGAGGCCCACUUUGAGAGUCUGCAGUGCCGAGGCCACCCCAGAGAUGCAUGAUGAUUUCCAGCCAUGCCUCUGGGGCAGGAGAGGACCGACCACAACCUGGGCAUGCCCGGAGCAUUACAUGGUGGAUCACUCACUCAGCUCUACUACCCCUCUACAUCUCCUGUUUCCAUAACAUCACAGCAGCUCUAUGCUGUCUGCAUAUCGUUGGAUGGAGACUAGCUAGUCCAGGCCUGCUGUAUUAUUGAAACUUGGCAAUCUGUUUAGAAUGUAAAAGAAACCUGUUCAUAUUGUUGGCAAUAAUAACUCUUUGAUCCAAUUGGGAAAAUCCUGACCUGUGACUCUUUUUUUUGUUGUUCCAGACCAGUCUGGGUUACAUGCUGCAUAGUACCAGUCUGGGUUACAUGCUGCAUAGUACCAGUCUGGGUUACAUGCUGCAUAGUACCAGUCUGGGUUACAUGCUGCAUAGUACCAGUCUGGGUUACAUGCUGCAUAGUACCAGUCUGGGUUACAUGCUGCAUAGUACCAGUCUGGGUUACAUGCUGCAUAGUACCAGUCUGGGUUACAUGCUGCAUAGUACCAGUCUGGGUUACAUGCUGCAUAGUACCAGUCUGGGUUACAUGCUGCAUAGUACCAGUCUGGGUUACAUGCUGCAUAGUACCAGUCUGGGUUUGUACCAUGUUUGAGAGUGAAAUUGGAGGGGCUGCAGGAACUUCGUGUCUGUACAGGGUUACUGGGGUUUAGGGUCUGUGUAGGGGUUACUGGGGUUUAGGGUCUGUGUAGGGGUUACUGGGGUUUAAGGUCUGUGUAGGGGUUACUGGGGUUUAGGGUCUGUCUAGGGGUUCCUGGGGUUUAGGGUCUGUGUAGGGGUUACUGGGUUUGGGUAGUCAUAUACUGAAUGAAAUCUGCACUAUGAAGGUUAUGGUGUACUGUAUGUGAAUCAAUAACAGUGAGGAUUUGUUUGCUUCCACACUUUACAGGGGGCUAACAAUCACCUACUUUAACUAUCCAGGGUUUUGUUUAUUGGGUACCAAAUGGACUGAAAAGGGGGAAUGCCUGAACUUGUCCAUAAAAAUCAUUUGUUUAAAUUUUAUUUCACGUUUUACUACAGUGUGUCCUACUGAACAGUGCCCUACUGAACAGGACCAAGGGUCAUAGUGCAACUUAAUCAGGAAAAUGUUCACCUACACCAGUAACGAAGAAGGGACCUUGGAUCUGACUGAGCUUGUAUAAAAAUGCACUGUAACCUCUGUUUUGUGACCUGUUUUUGUGGGGGUGCUUUGCACACAGCUUUACUACCCAAACACCUCUUAUCAAGAAUACCUUCCCUCAGCCCGGACUUGUUAACAGUGUGGUUGAAGCCACUGAAACUGGCCUAGCUGCAAAACAAACCCACUUGAAUCCAGCUGGAUGUUUACUGUGUGAUCCAGUCUGAAUCCAGCUGGAUGGUUACUGUGUGAUCCAGUCUGAAUCCAGCUGGCUGUUUACUGUGUGAUCCAGUCUCAAUCCAGCUGGAUGGUUACUGUAUGAUCCAGUCUGAAUCCAGCUGGAUGGUUACUGUAUGAUCCAGUCUGAAUCCAGCUGGAUGUUUACUUUGGGAUCCAGUCUGAAUCCAGAUGGAUGGUUGCUGUAUGAUCCAGUCUGAAUCCAGCUGGAUGGUUGCUGUAUAAUCCAGUCUGAAUCCAGCUGGAUGUUUACUUUGGGAUCCAGUCUGAAUCCAGCUGGAUGUUUACUGUAUGAUCCAGUCUGAAUCCAGCUGGAUGGUUGCUGUAUGAUCCAGUCUGAAUCCAGCUGGAUGUUUACUUUGGGAUCCAGUCUGAAUCCAGCUGGAUGUUUACUGUAUGAUCCAGUCUGAAUCCAGCUGGAUGGUUGAUGUAUGAUCCAGUCUGAAUCCAGCUGGAUGGUUGCUGUAUGAUCCAGUCUGAAUCCAGCUGGAUGUUUACUUUGGGAUCCAGUCUGAAUCCAGCUGGAUGUUUACUGUAUGAUCCAGUCUGAAUCCAGCUUGAUGGUUGCUGUAUGAUCCAGUCUCUGUGAACAUCCAGGUAUUUAAAGCACCGACCAUAAGGCUGUGUGUUUUCACAGGCCCCUUUCCCCCAAAGUUGGAUUUGCUGUCCUCUUCGUGGGGGAGGAGCACAACUGUCCCUCUUUCAGUCAAGACUAAGUUUAGUGUUAUAUCAGAAAAUAUGGUUUAUUUUUAUCAUUAUUUUUUUGUAUUAAGAAUUUCUACAUGACAUCUUACCUGCCAUUGAAAUUUUGGAUUUGAUUUAGUUUUUUUAAUUCACCUACAUUUGAAAAUAAAGAUGUUUUGAAACAGG